This is a messenger RNA of Haliotis rufescens (red abalone), 153 nucleotides long. RefSeq names its product spore coat protein SP65-like. The transcript has 3 exons. NCBI's taxonomy places the organism in Eukaryota, Metazoa, Mollusca, Gastropoda, Lepetellida, Haliotidae. The annotation marks the transcript as partial. The record is from RefSeq and is a predicted model, not a curated record.
ACUACUACUGCUGCUGCUAUUACUACUACUGCUUCUACUACUACUGGUACUUCUACUUCUACUGCUACUACUACUGCUGCUGCUAUUACUACUACUGCUAGUGCUACUGCUUCUACCACUACUACUUCUACUUCUACUACUGGACCCCCAUAA